Molecule: messenger RNA, 546 nt
Organism: Cercopithifilaria johnstoni
Lineage: Eukaryota; Metazoa; Nematoda; Chromadorea; Rhabditida; Onchocercidae
Source: the annotation of a GenBank genome assembly
AUGACAGAUAGAAAAUUUGACGAAGGAAUUAUUGUUGUAAUGGGUACCAAUGAUUACGGUAACACUGGGGCGGCCACUUCGGAAAGGAACGAUUAUUUGGAUUAUUUGAACAGAACCAUCAAUAAUAUCCGUUGCGCCAACGAUUUUAAUCGCGUUGCUCGUAAGAUACAAGCAGUAUCGGCUUCGGCUGACCGAAUUAUAGUGGAGAUGAUGGUGGAGGAGGAGCACCUCAAUAGUAAGAAGACCUUACAUGGAGGUCAAACUGCUGCACUUGUGGAUAUGAUAACCGCACGGGCAGUUGGAAUGACCGUACGAGAUAAAGUUAUGGUCUCUGUCGAACUUGCUGUCAGUUAUUUGCUACCAGUGAAACUUGGUGAAACGAUCGAAAUUGAGGCAAAAGUGUUGAAAAUUGGCCGGAACAUUGCGUUUGCGGAAGCCGAAUUCCGAAGAAAAGGCGAUAGUCGAAUAGUUGCGAAAGGAAAACAUACUAUAGCUUUCGUCCCAAAGCCACCAGCCACAAAUGGUGAUUCGUUCGAGCAAUUUUAA